AUUUUGCCGAUGGCGGAGAGGAUGAUAACGAUAUCCCGGUAGAAGGACAUUAUCCUGCUAAAAAGCUGAGGAGAUGGAAACCUGCACCGAUAGUUCCUGAGGGAUAUGGAAAACCCGGCGAAAUGGGUAAACCGGUGAUUAUACCGCAAGAGCACGAAGCGCUCAUGAAGGAAAAAUUCAAAGAGAAUCAAUUCAACCUGCUGGCCAGUGAUAUGAUCUCUCUGAACAGAUCUUUGACAGAUGUUCGAUUAGAAGGUUGCAAAUCAAUAACAUAUCCCAAGAGAUUGCCAACCACUAGUAUUGUGAUAGUCUUCCACAACGAGGCAUGGACGACACUAUUGCGCACGAUUUGGAGCGCGAUCAAUCGAUCGCCCAGAGCACUUCUUAGGGAAAUAAUUCUAGUAGAUGACGCCAGUGAAAAGGCUCAUUUAGGUAAAAGAUUAGAAGAUUACGUUAAGACGUUCCCAGUGGAAACUAGAGUUUUCCGUACCAAAACACGAUCAGGUCUGAUCAGGGCGCGACUGCUUGGAGCAAAGCAUGUUCGAGGCGAUAUCAUCACGUUCUUAGAUGCCCAUUGUGAAUGCACAGAGGGGUGGUUGGAACCACUUUUAGCACGAAUAGCUGCAGAUCGGAAAACAGUUGUUUGUCCAAUUAUAGAUGUAAUAUCAGAUGAUACAUUUGAAUAUAUCACGGCUUCAGAUAUGACUUGGGGUGGAUUCAAUUGGAAGUUAAAUUUCAGAUGGUACAGAGUGCCGCAGCGAGAAAUGCUAAGGCGUAAUAACGAACGAACAUCACCUUUGCGAACUCCAACUAUGGCUGGUGGCCUAUUUUCCAUCGAUAAGGACUACUUUUACGAAUUGGGAUCAUAUGAUGAAGGAAUGGAUAUUUGGGGCGGAGAAAACUUAGAAAUGAGUUUUCGGAUAUGGAUGUGCGGUGGUAAUUUGGAAAUUUCGCCUUGUUCUCGUGUUGGCCAUGUGUUCAGGAAAUCGACACCAUACACGUUCCCAGGCGGAACGUCUCGCAUUGUCAAUCAUAACAAUGCGAGGCUCGCUGAAGUCUGGCUUGAUGAAUGGAAGGAAUUCUACUACAAUAUCAAUCCAGGUGCACGAGGUGUUGACGUUGGCGAUGUUUCAGAACGUAAAGCUUUAAGAGAACGUCUUCAGUGUAAAAGCUUUAGAUGGUAUCUUGAGAAUAUAUAUCCAGAAAGCCAAAUGCCUCUUGAUUAUCAUUAUCUUGGUGAUAUACGGAAUGUAGAAACUAAAAACUGCUUAGAUACAAUGAGCAGAAAAUCUGGUGAAAACUUAGGUAUUUCAUAUUGCCAUGGCUUAGGGGGAAAUCAAGUUUUCGCAUAUACAAAGCGACAGCAGAUCAUGUCUGAUGAUAAUUGCUUAGAUGCGGCUCAUCCCAAUGGACCAGUUAAGUUAGUGAGAUGUCAUGGCAUGGGUGGAAAUCAAGCUUGGGAAUAUGAUGAAGAGGCUAAGACAAUAAAGCACACAAAUACUGGCAACUGCCUUCAGAGACCGUCGCCUCAGGAUUCUUCACAGCCUUUACUCAGACCUUGUGAUAAUUCCAAAGGUCAAAAAUGGGUGAUGAUGACAAAAUUUAAGUGGCAAGCAAAUCGGUAGAAUGACUUCAGUUUGAUAGUUAUUUGUGAUUUUAGCUAAAAGCAAUGGACUUAAUAGAUGACAAAUGAAUUCGAGUAGUGAUACCAUUGAACAAAAUCAAUAUCAGUCUCAGAAAAUGUACACAAGAAGAGACGAGUUUAAUCUGAUCAUUAUUUCUAAGAAUUUUCAUAUCAUAAUUCGCUGAAUGUUCAAGUUAUGAACCAAGUUCAAGCUAUAUUUUUAUUGAUAUCAGCGAAUAUUUAAUGCAAGACUUUUAAAAGACAUUCCAU
Ctenocephalides felis (cat flea) is the source of this 1894-nucleotide messenger RNA. RefSeq names its product polypeptide N-acetylgalactosaminyltransferase 5-like. The record is from RefSeq and is a predicted model, not a curated record. Lineage: Eukaryota; Metazoa; Arthropoda; Insecta; Siphonaptera; Pulicidae. The transcript has 10 exons. Bases 123 to 1625 code for a protein of 500 amino acids. Gene Ontology annotation, cellular component: Golgi apparatus.